GACGUAGCGAGUCGCGCCGCGGAUAUAUCGGACGGAAAGCGAACGGACCGACUGGGAGCCGGAACUGCGCGAGGAAUAAAACUCACGCAUCGCACCCACCCUCCCUUACACCAGGUCUUCCCUAAGCGUCAAGGCUUUUCUUUGGACUCUCGAUGAUAUCUUCUGGCGCGUCGCAGGGCCGAGCCCUCGCCGUCAUCCUCCCGUCGUUGACGCUUGCAACGCAUGCCUUGUCCUUGCUCGCCCUCGAAUUUGACCUCCUGCCCAUCGCUGCCGUAUCGCAUAAUUUCUGUGGCUGGUUGUUUGACCUUGCGGGCAUCGCCGUAAGUGCGAUGGGGUUGAUAGGCGCUGUAGAUAGAAGGCCCGCCCUGGUAUCAGCAUUUACCCUCGUGUACGCGUCCGCCUUGAGCGUCAUGACACUCAUACUGCUCUACAACCUUUUGCCGUCCGAAAUAGUAUCUGCGGUCCCGAUAUCGCUACGCUGGAGGUACGAUGAGAAUUUUGAGAAGAGAUUCUGUCGCGAGAUAGACGACUUCGGGUGGGACGCGCAGUGGCUCGAACAGUGUAGAUCAAGCUUCAGAAUAAUACGGAUCGUUCUGGUGUGGUCCGGGUUACUGUUGGUCGCGGCACAGUGGUGGGCUGUUUUUGGUGUUUGGAAGUGGGCGAGAGUGUUGAAAAUGGAACAGCGAGAUAGAUGGCAUGGAGAAACCGAUGUAGAAAGAGCCGAGCACGGAGAGGAGAAACGGGAAUUAAAAAUAAAUUAAAAGUUGAAAUACAAAGAAGUCAAAACUUUCAAGAGAGAAUACAUUUUCCGAGCAUCUCCAAUAGACCUGGGCUUAUCAAGGCAUGGAGCAAAGGAGAGUAAGUUCCU
Molecule: messenger RNA, 868 nt
Organism: Trematosphaeria pertusa
Lineage: Eukaryota; Fungi; Ascomycota; Dothideomycetes; Pleosporales; Trematosphaeriaceae
Exons: 3
Coding region: 153-761 (202 amino acids)
Source: RefSeq, a predicted model, not a curated record